AUACAAUGUACAUCAGGCCAGAUGUGUGAAUUCCCCCCCCCUUCCCCUGCACACGCAACUGACCCACUGUUACUUUGGUAGUUAUCCUAAAAUACAAUGUGAAAACUGCAGACAAAUUUGACAGGGUUCAAUUGAGUUUUGUGUACAAGAGGCCAGGAAUGUGUGUUGAGACGUCUAUUGGUUUGAUAGCUGAUAUUCACUUGGCUUUGAGUCUGUUUGAUUGUUCAUUCUAUAGAGGUUCUGCAUGGCAGCCAUAUUUCCGGGAACUAUUUUUGGCGCGGAGGGAUACAUGUAGCACAAAAGGUCUACUCGUGUGUAUCUCUGUGGAACAAAAGCUCUUACCGGAAAAAUGGCUGCCAUGCACAACAUCUAGUACCUGACUUACAAGCACUUGUGUGGGGGGGGGUAGUAAUUGAAUGCACUGAGGAAGCCCCCACCAGCUGUUAUUCAGAUAACCAUCCAGCUGCAAUUAGUUCAAACAGCUGGCAGAAUGGUGCAUCAUUGUUAAUAUUGUUGAUUUAUGUAAAGAAGUCGAUGUACAUGUACAUGUACUGCCUCUGGAGGCCUCAAGGCUAAAUUGUGUAUAGUUUGCAAAUGAAAAGCUGGACCUGCGUCACAUUGGAGUUGCUGCUUUUCCUACCGACAUCAACAAGGGAAAGGCAGACAAGCUUCAAGGCCCGAUGGUUUUACAAGUGCAAAAGACGAGGAACAUCUCCGCCCCCAAAGUCAAUGAGGAUUCAGGUGUAGCCCCGCCCCUCCUACGCCUGCAGCUGACAGAUGGCCACACCACUGCCAUGGCACUCGUUAUCAGUAACAUUACCAAGAUUGGUUUGUCCACGCCGCCAGGCAGCAAGGUGAAACUGACUGGUGCAGUGGCCUGCAAUCAUGGCUUUUUACUCCUCACCACCAGCAACUGUGCCUUCCUGGGUGGUUACGUCAAAGAACUGGUAGAGAGGUGGGAACUGGCAAAGAGUUUGUACCACCACACGAGAACAGCAGCUGGCGGGUCCAGCGGCCCACCCCCCUGGGUUCCAUUUGGACAAAGAAAUAAACAAAGAGAGGCUGGCCAGAAGGCUACAAAAGUCACAAUGAAGAAAUCCCUGGAGGAUCCCAAGGCCAAGGAGCAGACGGACCAGGACAAAGAAUUUGCCGAGCAGCGCAAGGCAGCCAUCCAGGAGGUCAACAAGAGCAAGCCGGGCCUGGGUAAGACCUUUGGGGGCACCAAGGCGCCCGCGGCUGCCCUGCAGGUCAAGGAGGGGAGGGAGACAGGCAGGAGAGGCCGAGACAGCUUGAGGAAUGUGAGGAGAGGGGAGCAAGGUGAUGACCAGCCAGCCACUGGGAAAACCCGGUUAGAUGGGAUCUACCGCGACCUGGAUUAUGGGGGUUACCAGCCUGCCGAGAAGGAUAUUCAGCAACUCGUGAGCAUGGGCUUCCGGCGAGACGCUGCGUCAAACGCUCUCAGGAAACAUAUGGGCAAUGCCGACGCAGCAGUCGAGAUGCUGCUGAAGGAGCCUGGCCCAUCAGAGCCACAAUCACAGAAGUUUGGCAGACAAAGGCCAGACACUAGGCCAGAUCGUAGCCGUGGCAGUGGCCGGAGGGGCAGAUGGGGUGACGAUGAGGAGGAGGGGAGCGCCCCACCCACGGGUCCCGCUACUCUCUUUGACUUCCUCCAACCUAAACUAGGAAAAGAUAAUGAGACAGGUUCCCAGUCCACAGGCCAAGCAUCCAGGAAGGAUCUGGGAAGGUUCCGCGAUUUUUCUGAUGAACAGCCCAGCUCCGUCACGGAAGCAGGGAUAAGUUUUGUCCACGAGGGAAGAAGAUCAAACUACAAGCAGGUGGAAUGUCAGGAGGGAGGACAUCAAAAAGACAAUAACAUGGAGAGGGGUAGAAGGAGUUAUCAAGAGAAGUCAAGCUCUGGAAGGACUGAUGCUAACCCAGCUAGAAAGGAUGGUAGAGGCAGGAAUCCAGACCGUAACUAUGGCAACAAAGAAAACAGCAGCUUCAGAGACAGAAACUCUGCCCAAGACAGGCAUGGUGACAACAGACAGGGUGACAGUUACCAGCAGAGAAGGAACAACACAAGAGGGGAUGGUCACCAGUACAAUGAGAGCAGGGGAAACUAUCACAGUUCAAGAAACCAGCAGGAUAACAUGAGCCGGGGUCAGGACAGACCAGAGAGGAACGCGAGCUUUAGGUCUAGAGAUUUUCAAGACAACCGACCUCCACGAUUUCAGAAGCAGAAGAAUGCGCAGCUCUCACAGGUUGACAGGCAGCCCAGUAACAGGUAUCCCAAUUACCAGGGAGUCGGGAACCAGUCACAACCUGCGGAAACCUUGAGCAGCAACUCUGUCUUCAGUGGGUCACAAACGCAGCAAAGACCCAACCUGAACCCGGGAGAUUCCUGCCAGGCCAAGUACUGGGAAGACAAUCGGUUUUACGAUGCAGUUGUGACUGCCAUUCACCCCAGUGGAAAGACGUGCGUUGUUGUAUUUUCUGAGUAUGGCAACCACGAAGAGGUCAAAAUGACUGACGUCCGACCAUUGCCCUCAGGGGAAUGGAGGAGCCCUUCCCCGGGCCCACCUGUCCCUUCCCUCCUGAUGUCCGGCAAAGGGGGAACGUUUGAAGGCUCCACGACCACGCAUCUAGAGUUCCGUCAAGGAGGGGAAGGGACUGUCUACACCAGGCCGAGACAGCAGCGGGAGCCACGCAGGAAUGUCCGACCCGCCCAAAGCCUCUACGAGCCUCCCAGCUCACGGAAAUGAUGUCUGUGCGGUAGGCUAUUUGCUAAGAUGAUGAAGCACAUUGCUUCAAGACAGUUUGAAGUUAACCACUUGUAGCUACAUGUACAAAGUAUGAUCAGAAGGUCAGAGGUUGCAGCUGUUGGCCACAUGCUGCAGCCUUGGGCAAGCCACUUCACCCUCACUUAUUUCUCUCCACCCAGGAGUAUCAGUGGAUAUCCUGCGUUAGCAGGCGAGCAGCGUCCAAUGGACUGGCAUCCCAUUCCUAGAGGGAAUGGCAACAUGUCCAGUCUCUUCAUGCCACUCAAACAUAGGAAAAAAAUGCUGGCCUGAUAAACUCUGCUGGCUCACGAUGGACUUUGCAUGCACUUGUUAGAUCCAAAGUAUCCAACUUCCCUCGUUUCCCCUUUCAACCCUAACCCCUAGGUAGUAGACGGAUCAUGAGUUUAAUUUUGCAGAUGGCCCUUUUGGAAUGGUAACACCCUUUCCCCCCUUCCAAAUUAUUUAUGAACACUCUGCCAAAGGAAGGAGCUUAUUUUGCCGGAACUACGGUUGUGACUUCUUUUUGAAAAAUAUUUUUUCAUUUGAACAGUAAAAUUGACGUAACUUUUUAUCUGUCACUCGGAACUAUCCACCUGAUCUCAAGGGUGGUAAUCGGUAAUCCCUAGCUCCAUUUUCUCCAUUGCUCCACAUGUUAACUCUGUAGAAAAGUCCUUUCACCUUGUUUUGAUUCAAGAUGGAGGAUUCGAGAAUAAGCCCCGACAAAUGCCUGCAUGGAUAAUGACACGUGUGCCUCUUCAGUGGCAAAUUGUAUUCUCCGAAUGCAGGCAUCCUAGGUAGAUGUAUGCAAGUCCUCAUAGUCCGAUUUCUCUGUGGGACAUUUUGAUAGUGUAGUCGUGACUUGGAGCAGUCAGGACAUCAUGCGGCAGAUCUUACUUAAUGUCUUAAGACAAAUAGUGCAUUCUUUUUACUUAAAAGAAAUGGAGACACCGAGCCCUUAUACAAUAGAGGGUGGACUGCCCACUCCAAAAUCUGCAAAAAUACGUCAAAAUAACAGACUUUUUGGACAGAUUUAGGGAUGUAAAAGUCGGGCGCGCUGUGAAGUGUAUCCAAGAAAUUUUCAUGACUUGUAACUUUUCUAUUAGUGCAACCUCAUUAGCAUUUUCAUUGUUGACUAAUAUUUAUCUACUUACUUGGUAAAUUGCAGUUUGCAUGUGCUAUCCAGCAAGUGCCUUUAGUUUUUGACCUUUCCCAAGGCUAAUAAUACUUUGAAUACUUUCCUCGGAGAACGA
Molecule: messenger RNA, 4030 nt
Organism: Acanthaster planci (crown-of-thorns starfish)
Lineage: Eukaryota; Metazoa; Echinodermata; Asteroidea; Valvatida; Acanthasteridae
Gene: tdrd3
Product: tudor domain containing 3
Biological process (GO): mRNA processing
Cellular component (GO): nucleus; cytoplasm
Molecular function (GO): RNA binding; protein binding
Source: RefSeq, a predicted model, not a curated record